CUGUUUAUUGUUCCUUCCUCAGCGCCGACACAGAAAAAAAUAGGCUGACAAGCUGUCAAAUCCUCUUUUUACACGGUUCACACUAGGUUUUACGAAGGUGUAACAGUUGAGACAGUUGACUGCAAAACCCAGGGGCCAUGGCGUACGCGUAUCUCUUCAAAUACAUCAUCAUCGGGGACACGGGUGUGGGAAAAUCAUGUCUAUUACUACAGUUCACAGACAAGAGGUUUCAGCCAGUUCACGACCUCACUAUCGGUGUGGAGUUUGGAGCAAGGAUGAUCACUAUAGAUGGCAAACAGAUCAAACUGCAGAUCUGGGACACGGCUGGCCAGGAGUCUUUCCGGUCCAUCACCAGGUCUUACUACAGAGGAGCAGCAGGCGCACUGCUAGUCUAUGACAUUACAAGAAGGGACACCUUCAACCACUUGACGACCUGGUUAGAGGACGCCCGCCAACAUUCCAACUCCAAUAUGGUCAUCAUGCUCAUUGGCAACAAGAGUGACUUGGAGUCGAGGAGAGAGGUGAAGAAAGAGGAAGGUGAAGCGUUUGCAAGAGAACAUGGCCUCAUAUUUAUGGAGACCUCUGCCAAGACUGCCUCUAAUGUAGAGGAGGCUUUCAUCAACACAGCCAAGGAGAUCUAUGAGAAGAUCCAGGAAGGAGUGUUUGAUAUCAACAAUGAGGCUAAUGGUAUUAAGAUUGGACCCCAGCAUCCUACCACCAAUUCCACACUGUCCAGUAGCCAGGGAGGCCAACAUGCUGGAGGGGGCUGCUGCUGAAGCCCCAGACCACCCUCUCCUCCUCCUCCUCCUCUUCCUCCAGCCCUAACCCUUCCUCCUCCCUGCCCUCUCCAACCCUUUGUUGCGUUUCUACAGAACUGUCCAGGCCCACUAACAGUUUAACCUCUCUCUGCCGCUCCAUUCUUUCAUCCAUCCAUCUCUGUGUCCUGAGUGUCUUGAAGCAUCCCCAUGGGUCUGGGGAAAGGGGGGAGGGGUCAACAUCCCUAUGAGUCAGCAUGAUUUCUUACAGUCUUAUGAGGACCGAGUCAGCUUCACCUGUAGAUUUAAUUCAAAAGGUUGUUUUUUUUUUUUUUGAUUGUUCACCUGUUUGUUUUGGUUAGAGAAAGAUUUUAAGCUUUUCAUAAAAAGAAAAACAAACAAAAAAAAACAGACGCACUUGUGGAAAUUGGAUUUUCUUUCAGCCGUUUGAUUUACACAUGCCCUUUAGAGUCGCAGGGAUUUUGUCGGUGUAUCGCAGUACCUUAAAGUCACAGAAGCUAUGAACUGGCAGCGGUGGGCUGACUUUAUUUAGACUGAUUCAGAGCAGGAGUUUAGAAAUGAAACCCUUUUAACGGCUAACUGUAUGGAAUAAACCAGGCACCGUGUUGUGUCUAUACACACAUCUGUAUGUUUUGUUUUGUUUUUGUUAAAGGCAGCGUUGCUAGUCAGGCGUGUUUCUACAUGCUGAGUCAGUUUUCAUGCUGUGCCUGUGUGUAUAGUGUGCGUAUAGAGAUGAUACAUGUAUUCCAGGAUGUCAGUUUGUGAGCUAUGGGAGGCAUUCAAGUCACUCUGUAUUAUUUGUUCAUAAAAACAUGCAAAUCAUGUCACUUUUGUCCAUUUUUUCCCAACUUAUUUUGUGUUUUCCAGCGUGCCCUUUGUUUCCAGCUCACAGAUAUUUUGUAUUUCAUAAACACUAAAAACUGGUUGUGGAUUAAAAAGGGUUUUUUUUUAAGCCUGGGUAGAGAAAAGACUAAACUGUUGCGUGUGAAAAUAGAUCCUUAUGAAACAACAGAACAUGAGCAGGAAGGUUGAACGAGGGGUUGUGGAGUGAUGGCUGCCAUUAUGAAGUUAAAGAAAUGUAUGAAUUAGAAAUUGUUUUGUUUAUUUUCUUUUCAAUAUAUUUAUCAGGUGCAUUUCUGUGUAUAUAUGGCUCUUUAGGUUUGUGUAGCUAGCUAUGUUGGCUGUUUAACAUGAAGCGUGGCAUGUUGUCAUGGUCUAUUGAAGUCUUAACCAGGAGCUGAGAGAGCUGUUCUCUGAGCCUGAAACAGCUUUUUAGCAUUUUGAACAAUCUCCCAUUUAAACCCAAAGGAACUCGGCCGCCCUGGUACAUUCGGGUUGGUGGUGCCCUUUCUUUUAAAUGACAAGUAUGAAUGAUAACAGGCUGUUAACAGGACCGAGCAGAGGUAUUGAGUGUCCCUGGUGGGAGACUUUGACUCUGACUGAAAAUGUCAAAGCAUCUCCCCUUUUUAAGCAAGCUAAGAUUUCCACCCUGAAUUAGCCGGCACGCGUUCUUCAUCUGCCGUUUUGGAGCUCGAUUCACUUCGAUUCACUGCUGCCAUGUUUAUUUUGCUUUAAAAUCUCAGAUGUAAUGAUUUUACUGCUAACGGUUUACUUGCAUCCCCCCCACACUUUAUUUUCUCAAACUGUGUAGCAGCAAUAGCUCUGUACCUGCUUCUUUUUAAUGCCAAGUUAUUGUGUUUACUUGUGUUUUAUCAACAAAACAAAUGAAGGUGAGCGAAACGUCAAGUAAGCCCUUAUGGUCUGCCCUGAAAUCAGCUGUCUGCCUUAACGCCCACCUUCCUGAGACACCUGGAUGUCUGCAGAAACCAGUGACCCUUUAUUUGCAGAUAAAAGUUUCACCACUAAUGAACUCCUUGGCGAUAUAUCACUUGUCUAGAUGCACAUUUAAAGAUUAUUUUCUUGUUUGAUUUUUGUGCACAAAUUGGGGCAUUUGAAACGAAUCUAAAUCGUUUUUGUUGUUUUUUUUUUUCUGGUCCCCUCCAAAUAUACAUACGCAACUUUGCAUACAAUGUAUGUAUGCAUGUGUAGAUGAUGUAUACAUAUUUUUCUUGUCUAUCUAACCAAGCUGUGUUUUCUCUCCAGGCUGACUGUAACUUUUGGGUUUCAUGGCAGUUUUUUUUUAUUCUUCAAUAUAUUCAAUCAGUUAUUAAUCUUAAUCUGAGCAUAAUUAUCCUUUGUAAACCAACAUGUAAGUGUGUGUAUGUGAACUCAGAGGAGGACCAAGCCAAACCUGAUGCAUCUAUCUCUCCUACCUGUCUAUCUUUAUCUAUGUGGCCCUCUUCGCUCCUCCUCUCCCUGCCUCUCCUCCUUGCCCUCAACGUUUAUUGCUGUGUUUGUUCUUUGGAAAAAAUAAAACCUUUAAAAAAAAGAGAGAAAAAAAUGAAAAUGCUAUCACAAUAAACUAUAAUAAAACA
Austrofundulus limnaeus is the source of this 3211-nucleotide messenger RNA. RefSeq names its product RAB2A, member RAS oncogene family (gene rab2a). Lineage: Eukaryota; Metazoa; Chordata; Actinopteri; Cyprinodontiformes; Rivulidae. The record is from RefSeq and is a predicted model, not a curated record. The transcript is spliced from 8 exons. Gene Ontology annotation, molecular function: GTPase activity; GTP binding. The coding region runs from base 138 to 776 and encodes 212 amino acids.